GAGGAGGCGAGGCCCUGGAGGCGGGGACAGCGUGGGGUCUGCUGGAGUAACGCGCAGCAAGAUGGCGGCCGAGACGGUGGAGCUCCACAAGCUGAAGAGCACUUCUUAAACUUUUGGAGGUCACAGAUAUCUUUGAAACUCUGAUGAAAGCUUGCUGAACUAAAGCAAGAAUGUCUUGCUCGUGGUUUAGAGACCAAGGGAAUAAAACAAGAUCUUAUCAAUAGGCUCCAGGCAUAUCUUGAAGAACAUGGUGAUUGAUAUAAGGUCUAAAUUAACCUCAAGAAAACUUUUAGAGAUGGCCAUAGAGGUUCAGGCCUCUAAUCCUUGCCCUUGGGAGGCAGAGGUAGAAGGAUCACCUCAAGUUCAAGGCCAAUCUGAUUUACAAACUGAAGAGGAAGCAAAUGAAGAAGAUGUACUGGGAGAUGAAACUGAGGAAGAAGAACCAAAGCCCAUAGAGUUGCCUGUUAAAGAAGAAGAACCUCCUGAAAAAGCUGUUGAUAUGGCAUCAGAAAAGAAGGUGGUAAAAAUUACAUCUGGAAUACCUCAGACUGAAAGAAUGCAGAAAAGGGCUGAACGAUUCAAUGUACCUGUAAGCUUGGAGAGCAAGAAGGCUGCUCGGGCAGCUCGGUUUGGAAUUUCUUCAGUUCCAACAAAAGGUCUGUCAUCUGACACCAAGCCUUUGGUUAACCUGGAUAAACUGAAGGAAAGAGCACAGAGAUUUGGUUUGAAUGUCUCUUCCAUCUCUAGAAAGUCUGAAGAUGAUGAGAAGCUGAAAAAAAGGAAGGAGAGAUUUGGGAUUGUGACAAGUUCAGCUGGAACUGGAACCACAGAGGAUACAGAGGCAAAGAAAAGGAAAAGAGCAGAACGUUUUGGGAUUGCAUAAUGAAAAGUUCAUGCUCUCUGCCCCAUCGUGGUUUCCAUUUCUCAAAUUCUUCUUGGGUUUAUACACACACACACUCACACGCACACCCGUGCGCGCACACAUGCACACACAGUUGUCUGCCUCACAGUGAGGAAGCCUGUACCCUAGGUACAUCCUUGAAUUCCAAUAGCAGUUUGAUUUCAUUGCUGCUCUACAUUUAAGGUUGUUGUGGGUUUUUUGUUUUGUUUUGUUUUUAAUUAUUUUGCUUAUUAAUAAAAGAAGAAAGAAAAGAAAA
Meriones unguiculatus (Mongolian gerbil) is the source of this 1157-nucleotide messenger RNA. RefSeq names its product SAP domain containing ribonucleoprotein (gene Sarnp). The transcript is spliced from 13 exons. NCBI's taxonomy places the organism in Eukaryota, Metazoa, Chordata, Mammalia, Rodentia, Muridae. The record is from RefSeq and is a predicted model, not a curated record. Gene Ontology annotation, biological process: poly(A)+ mRNA export from nucleus. Bases 248 to 883 code for a protein of 211 amino acids. Gene Ontology annotation, cellular component: nucleus.